AUGUGUACCAUCUCAGAAAAUGUGGUGACAUUCCAGCUGAGGUUAGCAGUAGGGAUCAGCGACAGAGACAAGGGGGACCUUGGAUGGGACUCUGGAGUGAACUUCAUAAAGGAGAACAGUCAAGUUCUCAUUCAAAGGAUGGGAAUGACUGUGAUAAAGCAAAUUUUGGAUGAGCUAUUUGUAUGGAAUGUUAUGAAUUAUGAAGAAGUAAGUGUCAUUUGUGGCGAGAAGUUUGAGCAGGACGCUGCAAGAGGGAUCAUUCACAUGAUUUUGAAGAAGGGUUCAGGAGCCUGUAACCUCUUUCUUAAAUCUCUUGAAAAGUGGAACUAUCCUCUGUUUCAGGAAUUGCAUGGACUAAGUCUUUUUCAUCAGAUGUCAGAAGACGACUUAGAUGAUUUGGCUCAGGAAUUAAAGUACUUCUAUGAGAGCCCAUCUUUUCUCAACUUUUAUCCCCUGGGUGAAGAUAUUGACAUCAUGUUUAAUUUGAAAAGCACCUUCACAGAACCGGUGCUGUGGAAGAAGGACCAACACCAUCACCGCCUGGAACAGCUGACCCUGAGUGGCCUGCUGGGCACUCUUCAGAGCCCCUGCGUCAUCGAAGGGGAAUCAGGCAAAGGCAAGUCCACUCUGCUGCAGCGAAUCGCCAUGCUCUGGGCCUCCGGAGAGUGCCAGGCUCUCGCCAAGUUCAAAUUAGUCUUCUUUCUUCGUCUGAGCAGGGCCCAGGGUGGACUCUUCAAAACCCUGUCUGACCAACUCCUGGAUAUACCUGAUGUGAUCAGUAAGCAGACUUUCAUGGCCACGCUGCUGAAGUUACGGCAGAGGGUUCUUUUUCUCCUUGAUGGCUACAAUGAAUUCAAGGCCCAGAACUGCCCAGAAAUUGAAGCCCUGAUAAAGGAAAACCACCGCUUCAAGAAUAUGGUUAUCGUCACCACCACCACGGAGAGCCUGAGGCACAUCCGGCAGUUUGGGGCACUGAUUGCCGAGGUGGGGGAUAUGACUGAGAGCAGUGCCCAGGCUCUCAUUCAGGAGGUGCUGAGAAAGGAGUUCGCUGAAGGCUUGUUGCUCCAAAUUCAGAAAUCCAGGUGCCUGAGAAAUCUAAUGAAGACCCCUCUCUUUGUGGUCAUCACUUGUGCAAUUCAGAUGGGGAAAAGUGAGUUCCACUCUCACACACAAACCACGCUGUUCUGUGCCUUCUAUGAUCUGCUAAUAAAUAAGAACAGGCACAAACGUAAAGGGCUGGCUCCUAGUGAAGUCACUCAGAGCUUGGACCACUGUGGAGACCUAGCUCUGGAGGGUGUGUUCUCCCGCAGGUUUGAUUUCGGACCAGAUGACUUGUCCAAUGUGAAUGAGGAUGUCCUGCUGACAACAGGACUCCUCUGUAAAUACACAGCGCAACGGUUCAAGCCAAAGUAUAAAUUCUUUCAUCAGUCAUUCCAGGAGUACACAGCAGGACGCAGACUCAGCAGUUUACUGACAUCUGGAGAACCAGCAGAGGUGACCAAGGGGAAUGGUCACCUGCAGAAAAUGGUUUCCAUUUCAGACAUUACAUCCAAGUACAGCAACUUGCUUCUGUACACGUGCGGCUCAUCUGCUGAAGCCACCCGGACUGUUCUGAGACACUUGUCAUCAGUGUAUGAACAUGGCAGUCUCUUGGGACUUUCCGUCACCAAGAGGCCUCUCUGGAGGCAGGAAUCUAUGCCAAAUAUGAAAAGCACCACUGUGCAAGAAAUUCUGAAAGCCAUAAACAUCAAUUCCUUUACAGAGUGUGGAAUCAACUUAUUCCAUGAGAGUAUAUCCACGUCUAACCUGAGCAAUGAAUUUGAAGCUUUCUUUCGCGGUAAAAGCUUAUAUAUCAACUCAGAGAAUAUCCCUGACUACUUAUUUGACUUCUUUGAAGACUUGCCUAACUGUGCAAGUGCUCUGGACUUCGUUAAACUGGACUUCUAUGGGGGGACUGUGGCUUCGUGGGACAAGACCACAGAAGACAUAGGCAGGACCCAGGAUCAAGAGUUCUCAGGAACCUACAUUCCCAGCAGGGCUGUGUCUUUGUUCUUCAACGGGAAGCAGGAGUUUAAGACCUUGGAAGUCACACUCCGGGAUUUCUGCAAGUUGAGUAAGAAAGAUGUCAAAUAUCUGGAGAAAAUAUUCAGUUCAGCUACAAGCCUCAGGUUGCACAUUAAGAGAUGUGUCGGAAUGGCUGGAAGCCUCAGUUCAGUCCUCAGCACCUGUACGAAAAUUCAUUCCCUCAUAGUGGAAGCCAGUCCCCUCACCCUAGAAGACGAGCAGCAUAUCACAUCUGUGACAAACCUGCAGACCUUGGGUGUUCAUGACCUACAGAUUCAACGGUUGCCAGGUGGUCUGACUGACAGUUUAGGUAAUUUGAAGAAUCUUACGAAGCUCAUACUGGAUAACAUUAAGAUGAAUGAGGAAGAUGCUUUAAAACUAGCUGAAGGUCUGACAAAUCUGAAAAAGAUGUGCUUACUUCGUUUGACCCACUUGUCUGAUAUAGGGGAAGGAAUGGAUUACAUAGUCAAGACUCUAUCAGCUGAACCCUGUGACCUUAAAGAAAUUCAAUUAGUCUCCUGCUGCCUGUCAGGAAAUGCUGUGAAAACCCUAGCUCAGAAUCUUCAUAACUUGGCCAAACUGAGCAUUCUUGAUUUAUCUGAAAAUCAUCUGGAAAAGGAUGGAAAAGAAGCUCUUCAGCAACUAAUUGACAGGCUGCACAUCUUAGAACAGCUAACCGUUCUGAUGCUGCCCUGGUGUGGUGAUGUACGAGUCAGUCUGGCCAUACUGUUGGAGCAACUGAAGAAGGUCCCACAGCUCGUCAAGCUUGGGCUGAAAAACUGGAGACUCACAGAUGCAGAGAUUAGAAUUCUAGGUGUAUUUUUUGAAGAGAAUCCUCUGGAAAACUUCCAGCAGUUGGAUUUGGCGGGAAAUUGUGUAAGCAGUGAUGGAUGGCUUGCCUUCAUGAGUGGAUUUGAGAAUCUUAAGCAACUGGUGUUUUUUGACUUCAGUACGAAAGCACUCUUACCUGAUGCAUCAUUAGUCAGGAAACUUAGCCAUGUGUUAUCCAAACUAACUUUUCUGCAAGAGGUUCAGCUUGUUGGGUGGCAACUUGAUGACGAUGAUGUCAGUGUUCUUAAAGGUGCUUUUCAACUAGUAAUUGCUUAA
Molecule: messenger RNA, 3171 nt
Organism: Budorcas taxicolor (takin)
Lineage: Eukaryota; Metazoa; Chordata; Mammalia; Artiodactyla; Bovidae
Gene: NLRC4
Product: NLR family CARD domain containing 4
Exons: 8
Coding region: 1-3171 (1056 amino acids)
Biological process (GO): defense response to bacterium; detection of bacterium; regulation of apoptotic process
Source: RefSeq, a predicted model, not a curated record